GACACCCGCAGCAGCAGCCCCGGCUCCGGCCCCCGGCCCUGAUUCCAGAGUGGCCACCCCAGGGUGCCGAGGAGGACCAUGAUGGACCUGAAGGUGGACGAGGAGGAGGUGGACAGUGGGCAGCCAGUGAGCAUCCAGGCCUUUGCCAGCAGCUCCACCCUCCACGGGCUCUCACACAUCUUCUCCUACGAGCGGCUCUCUCUGAAGAGGGUGUUCUGGGCUCUCUGCUUCCUGGGUUCUCUGGCCCUGCUGGUCCUGGUCUGCACCAACCGUAUCCAGUACUACUUCCUCUACCCCCACGUCACCAAACUGGACGAGGUGGCAGCCACCAGGCUCACCUUCCCUGCUGUCACCUUCUGCAACCUCAACGAGUUCCGAUUCAGCCGGGUCACCAAGAACGAUUUGUACCACGCUGGGGAGCUCCUCGCCCUGCUCAAUAACAGAUACGAGAUCCCCGACACCCAGACCGCUGAUGAGAAGCAGCUGGAAAUCCUGCAGGACAAGGCCAACUUCCGGAACUUCAAGCCCAAACCUUUCAACAUGUUGGAAUUUUACGACCGGGCUGGGCACGACAUUCGGGAGAUGCUCCUGUCCUGCUUCUUCCGUGGGGAGCAGUGCACCCCUGAAGACUUCAAAGUGGUUUUCACCCGUUAUGGGAAGUGCUACACCUUCAACUCCGGUCAGGAUGGGAAGCCCCGGCUCAUGACCAUGAAGGGUGGCACUGGGAAUGGCCUGGAGAUCAUGCUGGACAUCCAGCAGGACGAGUACCUCCCAGUCUGGGGGGAAACAGACGAGACCUCCUUUGAAGCCGGGAUCAAGGUGCAGAUCCACAGCCAGGAUGAGCCCCCCCUGAUCGACCAGCUGGGCUUUGGGGUGGCUCCUGGCUUCCAGACCUUCGUGUCCUGCCAGGAGCAGAGGCUCAUCUACCUGCCACCUCCUUGGGGUGACUGCAAGGCCGGGGUGGGAGACUCGGAGUUUUUUGACACCUACAGCAUCACCGCGUGCCGCAUCGACUGCGAGACGAGGUACCUGGUGGAGAACUGCAACUGCCGCAUGGUCCACAUGCCAGGAGAUGCUCCUUACUGUACCCCGGAGCAGUACAAGGAAUGUGCAGAUCCAGCUUUAGAUUUCCUGGUGGAAAAGGACAACGAGUACUGUGUCUGCGAGAUGCCCUGCAACGUCACCCGCUACGGCAAGGAGCUUUCCAUGGUGAAGAUUCCCAGCAAAGCCUCUGCCAAGUACCUGGCCAAGAAGUACAACAAGUCGGAGCAGUACAUCGGGGAGAACAUCCUGGUGCUGGACAUCUUCUUUGAAGCCCUGAACUACGAGACCAUCGAGCAGAAGAAGGCGUACGAGGUGGCUGGCUUGCUGGGUGACAUCGGAGGGCAGAUGGGGCUCUUCAUCGGGGCCAGCAUCCUCACAGUGCUGGAGCUCUUUGAUUACGCCUACGAGGUGAUAAAGCACCGACUGUGCCGGGGGGGAAAGUGCCACAAGAACCACAAGAGGAACAACACGGACAAGGGCGUCGCGCUCAGCAUGGACGACGUCAAACGCCACAACCCCUGUGAGAGCAUCCGGGGCCACCCAGCAGGCAUGACCUACGCAGCCAACAUCCUACCUCACCACCCUGCCCGGGGUACUUUUGAGGACUUCACCUGCUAA
Molecule: messenger RNA, 1662 nt
Organism: Calypte anna (Anna's hummingbird)
Lineage: Eukaryota; Metazoa; Chordata; Aves; Apodiformes; Trochilidae
Gene: ASIC1
Product: acid sensing ion channel subunit 1
Exons: 12
Coding region: 79-1662 (527 amino acids)
Biological process (GO): sodium ion transmembrane transport
Cellular component (GO): membrane
Source: RefSeq, a predicted model, not a curated record